Prosopis cineraria is the source of this 945-nucleotide messenger RNA. RefSeq names its product ruBisCO-associated protein-like. Gene Ontology annotation, biological process: carbohydrate metabolic process. The coding region runs from base 1 to 945 and encodes 314 amino acids. NCBI's taxonomy places the organism in Eukaryota, Viridiplantae, Streptophyta, Magnoliopsida, Fabales, Fabaceae. The transcript has a single exon. The record is from RefSeq and is a predicted model, not a curated record.
AUGAAUUCAGUGCGGUGUAUAUAUAUCUAUAUGAGGGCGAGAAGGAAUGAAAUUGAGGAACACACAGAGACACAGUCGAAGCAAAAGCCAAAUCUAGAGUCAAGGAGACGUAUUAGUCAUAACUAUAUGUGUUUCAACAUGUCCCCCAACCCUUUGUUAGCCUAUCGGGUUUACGCCAGCAGCUACGCCUCGAUCGAAAAUCUAGAGUCUGUGAAGCUCAGGAACGGAAUCCAUGUCGCUCUGGCCUUCGCCAGAGAUUACGAUGAAGAUGGGAAUCCCACCAAAGGAGACUUCAAGUGCUAUUUCAAAAAAGACGAGCUCACUCCCACCAAGGUCAAAACUUUCAAGCAAAAUUCGGCUUCCAAAGUCAAGUUCUUCCUUAGCAUCGGUGGCCGUGACGAGAAAUAUCCCUUUUCCGUCACCUCUUCCGAAAAAGAAACCUGGAUCUCGAGUGCCACCCAAUCCCUGAAAAGGAUCAUCCACCACUACAACCUUGAUGGCCUCGACAUUUACUACCAAUACAUCGAUCCUGUCGGGGAGGCUCAGUUUAAGGAUGCGAUAGGGGAGGUUAUAGAGAACCUGAAGAACGACCUGCCGGACGACUUUCUGGUUUCCAUCACCGUGUCUGCUCGUCUCUGUUGUAAUUUUUACUCGCCCUUGUACAACGACCACCACAGAGUUAUUGACCACGUUGUUUACCAGACCCACACUUGGCCUAAUGUCAUUAAAUCUUCUCAGUUCCUCACGAACGUCCUCGACACCUUACCUUAUCCCAAAGAAAAGCUCUUCGCUGGUCACAGUUCCUCCCACCAGCACUCGGACUGGAUCAAAGUUCCGGUGCCCAUCUUCCUCGGCGCUGUUCCUCACCUCCUCGACAAUAACGCGGCCGCUUCCGGGAUUUCCAAAUGGAUUGUGACCAGCGAUGAUAACCCAGAGAAGCCGUGA